Molecule: messenger RNA, 5076 nt
Organism: Pomacea canaliculata
Lineage: Eukaryota; Metazoa; Mollusca; Gastropoda; Architaenioglossa; Ampullariidae
Exons: 5
Coding region: 3411-4241 (276 amino acids)
Source: RefSeq, a predicted model, not a curated record
AGUUAUAUAGUCGCCAUCUUUAAAUGUUAGGGGUGGGUGAUCAUGUCAGUCUAGUGGCACCGUUUCAACCAGGCCUGGCUGCUUCAAAGCGGUUCAGACUGGACCUGCCACCAUCUUACAGCGAUGACGUCACAGUCUAGUGACACUGUCUCAACCAGACCUGUCGAUCUGCUUCAAAGCGGUUGAAACUGGACCUGCCACCAGACCGUGAUGAUGGUCUCAACUCCUGCCUUUUCUCGGUUGUGUUAAAUGUUCAACGAUUACUUAUUUCACUUUCUGGGACAAAACUUUCUCCGGAAACCAUUUUAUCUUUCGCUCGAUCGCUUUCUUGGGCUGGCAGAGUGGACUAUGGAGGGGAUGACUAACAAGGACACGAGGCAGAUGGAGAAAAGUGCACUGUCAUGGUGAUGUACAUGCGCGGUCCUUCAAAGGCAUCCAAGGACAGCGCCUGCACCUCCAGGGGCAGCAAGUCAGGCGGGCAGAGGUAGCCGUGAACACCUACACGGGCUAUAAUUAGCACUGAUGCAACAACUCUCGUGUCUUUUCCAGUUUUGUUACGGGGGAGAGGAACAUGUCUUCUACAUUCUGUGUCUGGGUAGGAUGAAAAGAGUUUUUCGUCCGUUUCAGCCCCUGUUCGUCUUUUCCUUACCAGCGCGUUGUUCAACCAUAACGGACGUUUUUACAUAUUGACCCACACCCACCCUGAUUACCAAAGAUCUCAUGUAGACAUGCUUAACAUUACCGCGACAAGCCGAUAGCAUAUGACAACCUGUCAUUAUUCAUCUGGCAUAUCAUAUAGCAUGUAACAAAUAACCUGUCAACUGGAAUGUCACAUAGCGUGCAAUACCUGCCACCUAUUGAACUGGCAUGUCACAUAGAAUGCAGUAUGUAAUAUCCUGUCAUCUAUUCAACUGGCAUGUUACACUACAUGUAACAAUUAACCUGUCAACUGGCAUGUCACAGAGCAUGCACCCUUCCUCUCCUGCUAUGCAAGCGAGUCUCCUCCACUUCAGCGUCGCAAAGGAUUUUUUCCUACCUCAUCCUUGUUUAUUACAAAUCUCACGAGAGCAUUCAAACCCCAAGGUCAGGGAAACAACACUGAUCGAGACUCUGCCCAUAGCCAGGGUGUAGCCUACAUUUUUAAAUUCUUUUUCUUUUAUAGUGAUUAAGUCUGUGAUAACAGAUCAUCUGGAUGUUUUAAAUGAAUUUUCGUAAGACAAUUUUAAAAUUUAAUUCUUAACACCAGCUGUGAAAGUGUAGUUUACAGAGGCUGGUUUAUUGUACAUUUAUCAAGUGGACUUGUCAGAUGUAAUAAUAAUACUUAAUGAUGGAUGGAUGGAUACAUGCACACGUGUGUGUGUGUGAGUGAGAGAAUUUGUGAGAGCGUUUAUGUGUGAGUAGGAGCGUGUGACAGAAAGACAAUACAGCCAUGGGUUUCAAUUUAAAACUGAAGAUAAAGAAACUACAAAUUUCCUGAAUGUUGCUUGGCUCUAAAAGAACAGUUAAAAUUAAUCUUCAAAACACUUAAUAAUUCUUUCACCCAAUACUGCUUCUUAUCCUGUGAGUACUUUUACUCAUGCUUCCGAAUACAUAUCUUGGAGGGGGUGGGGAAAGGCAGGAGGUUGACCCAUCGACAUCAAGACAGGUCACAGCCUAACUAGGCUAGGUCACACUCCGACUUUAUACUUUCCCCAACACUGUCUGAAUAGGCGAAUAACCCUAAACAAUGCUUUAAAUUCCAGUGUUAAAAGAAAACUCAGCUAUUCUAGAAAGAGGAUGUAAAUUAGUCAUGACAUAUUUUUCUUGAAUCACUUCUUGUCAAUGCAUCUCUUCCGUAAACAUUACUCCUAGCCCCCUUUCCCACCAUGCCAGUCCUUUUCACGCCCUUCUCUCCUUGUCUUCCUUCAGCAAUAUCGUAUUACUCUCAGUUUUUGUUUGGUUCCUCUGUGUUUUCUGUAUUUGAUUGUAUUCUUCGUUAGCACUAUUGUUUAUUUUUUUAUAGUUCAUGUGUUUGUUUUCCUGUCCUUCGUAUGCUGUCCAUGUUUCGUUCUUGUUCUUAAGCGUUACAAGUAUGCUCCCUAGGAGAGUGAGUAUGUGCUUUACAAAAUUUGCAUUUUUUAUUAUUAUUACAUCGCUCUAUAUGUCAAUGAAGCUGAAAUCAUGUAGCUCGUAAGCGAAAGAAUACUUCAAGCUAAUCCACGCACUUAUGCCUCACCCCCUUCUCUGGUUGUGCACAUCAGUAAGAAAAUUGCUGAAUACUGAUAAGUUGUUGUCGUCGGACACCAAUAAAACGAAAGACCAUCACAAUCAAUAUAAUGCGCCAUGUGAUGUCUCACCCACGACUCAUUCAACAGUUUGUUUACACAAUACAUAUGACUAUAUAUGGGAGGGGUCAGAAGACGUGCCUUGUGCCGGGUUCUUGUCCAUAUUUGGAUACUGGGGACUACUCGGAUGUCGGAAACAACAGACUGCUAGAUGUUCGGGGAGGGGGAAGAGGGGGAGGAUGGUGAUUCCCCUGACCGAAGAAGGGGUGAUCCUUCCCUUUCUUCUUCUUCUUUUUUCUUCUUUUUUUUAAUCUCGGGUGUUUGAUUGUGUAGAAACAUGCAGUGACUCACAGUGAUUGAAUGACGGAGCUGAAAUUGUCUAACCAUAAGGUUUACCCUUGCGAUUAGCUACAGGUUGGUGGUGUCAUGUUUGAGUUUUAAGUGUACCGAGGCAUCAGUCGCACACAAUGAAUGCAAAGAUUUUAUACGUGCUUAAGUGAAGGCUUUUGAACAUGUUAAAAUCAUUGGUUUCUAUGGCAUGAGAUCUUUGGCUCGUCAUAUACAUUCACUUCCACUCCCCUCCCGAACACAUAAUGCGAAGAGAGAGAGAGAUGGAGAGGGGAGAAGAACUAUCAAAAGUCUACACAUUCAUCACAUUCUUUGGGGCGAAAGAUAUUUAUUUGGUCUUCUUUCCCUAGUGUGAUUGCUGUUUAAUUCAGUUUUAAAACACGUGACUGACUACCUGUUCGUUUCCUGCAUCUGAAAAAAUAGCAUAGUAGUAGAUAUGAAAGAGGAAUCUUUCCAGCUAUUGCCUCUCUCUCAUUAACUCGGUCACUCACUACCGCAUCCGGGUGCUGCUACCCCGCCAGUGCUACUGCUCCAGCUCUACCCUUUCACCCCACACAUCAUCGGCUCGUUAUCGGGAGGGUCACGCGGCUUCGUCACGUAAACAAAGGUCGUUUGAAUGCCUACAGAUUGCGAAUUUUAUUUGAAAGGCGGCUUCUCGGGUGGGGCAUGUUUUUCGGAACUUGUAGCGGCAUGGUGAGAUUCAUCUGACUGUGGCCUGCACAUAGUGUUGAAGAUAAAUCAUUAGUGUCUAAGACUAGCUGCUUGUGUGGAUCGAGUACUUGGGUGUCCAUCUCUUCCAUGUAUCUGAAGAUUCUCAUUACUUUUGGGCUUAUUUUGUUUAACCGUGCAGAUGAUUCUACAGCUGGCUGCCAUGGCGAUUGCGGGCACGAAGGGAUUUGUGCUGGCGACCAUUUCUGUAGCCUAGCUCUCCAUAAUGAACCUUACUGUAGGCCCUGCGCCGACAUACUGGACCACUACUGCCACAACCUCACCCACAUCAAAGACAAGUUUCCACAGUGUCUGUAUUACUGCGAGGCAGAAAAGAAGAAAAAGGAACUGGAGCAAGAGCUGAAGACAGCAAAGACUCCACAAACAGAUGUGGGGCUAAAUACUCAGGUCAUCGUCAUGUGUAUCCUGCUGCUAGCAGCCAUAUCUACCGCUGUAAUCUUUGCCAUCCUCUACUGUCGUCUACGUCGUCAACUAACAGUUAGCAGAGAACCAGAGGACCAGCCUCUAAUGACUACUGUAUUAGCAAACAGUGACACAAGUCAGAAAGAACUUGCGGUGGACAUGGAGACAGACCUCAGGUCACCCGUUUCCCAUCCUCCUGCCCAACCUGAUACCGGGUAUGAGACAGCGUCCAGCAAUGAUUCUCUGAACUCGACAGCAACUGUCGGAUCGUCCUCCCAGCAAGCUGUCCAAAACAAUGGCUCAAAUGAAGACCGCAGCACAAACCCCGGCCAUUGUGGUCAUGCCGGCAACGGGCAGGUUAGUGCAUAUGAUGUCACCAUCCGCCCUGACUCUCAGAACACCAAGGUCAGCAUUUUGAACAAUCCAACAAGCGACGACCGCAAGUAUGACAAAAAUGUCGCCACAAACCUGUCCAGACACCAUGGAGACGAUAUAUAAAGGCGGACGACGACCUGGUCCACCUCUCAACCAGUCUGGUGUCUGGUGCUGGCGUCUGGUGUCUGGUGCUGGGGAAAGUAGUCUCGUGCUACAAGACUGGUUGUCCGUUGUCUGGGGUUUUGCAGCCUUUCCAAGCUGCUUCCAUGUUGAAAGGGUCGUGUAGAACAAGAAAAUCCAGAGAUUUGAAAAAUAGUUGAGGACGCUGAGCCACACUGGAAAUGGGAUUGCAUCCUGUUUUGAUUAACCUCAUUUUUUGGACACCGUUCCUUCAGCUUUAUUGCCCCUAGUCUCUGGAAUUCACUGCCUACUGGUCUGAGAAUUGCACUUCAGCUCAGCAGUCUCAGCUCUCAUCUAAAGACAUAUUUCUGUCAUUGACCUUUUUUUUUAGGUACUCCCUCGUUUGUGUGCUGUCUGCAGUGUGUAGAUGUAUAUGUUCUUGCCUUAUUGUUAUGCCUGUGUGAGAGAUGAAAUAUCUUAUUAGUCCUGUUUACCCCCAGUGGAGUAUAGGGCAGCAACCACACCACGACAGCAGAUCCCGUUCUGGGCGUGCUUCUUCAGUUGGGUCCAUGUCCUCCCAGAUGCUUCAGCCCCCACUUGGGCCGACCUCUCCACGUCUGUUUGUCUCCCAACCCUGCGCUUCCCCUGUGGGCUCCAGUCCAGAUAUUGUCUGGUUAAAUUAUCAGCCUCUGGAUUGAAUAUAUCUGAAUGUAACAGUGUGUGUGUGUGUGCACGCUCGGUUAAUAGUACUUGUUGUGAGGAUCGGAGAAAAACUAUGAUUGUAAAUAGCAUUGAGUAGUUAUGAUAUGACUGAGAGUGAAUAAAUUUAUAAGAUGCU